AUGGGAUAAGGUUGUUGUUAAAAGUCAAUAACAGAACCCUAUUUAAUUUAACCUCCAGAAUUAAUGUAUCCUUUAACAUUUAAACAUGUACAUUAAAUUAAAAAGUAUAGUCGAAAACAAUCCUGAUUGCUCCUGAAGAUACUUAACCAUAAAAUAUUGCAAAUAUCAUAUUUUUAGAACCUUCAGCAUAUAAAGAUGAUACAGAAGUCAUUUUUUCAAAGGAUGCAAUUCUUUGUAAAAUAAAACCUCAAAUUGAAAAUGAAUUCGUUCGACAUACUAUAUCUAAAUUUGGUAAAUAUAGAUCACCACAAUAUCCUAAUAAUGAAAAAAUCACAACUUAUCCACCAUAUGUACUUUACUUAACUUAUUUAGUAAUUUAAUGAAACUAAUAUAAUUUAUGUUGGAGGAUGGAAAACAGGAUAAAGAAGUGGUUAUGGAAUAUAAUAUUGGCCAUCAGGUAGUUUAUAUGAAGGUGAAUGGAAAAAUGAUAAAGCAAAUGGACAUGGAAGAAUGAUACAUCAAAAUGGAGAUAUGUAUGAAGGGUUCUGGUAAUAAGAUUAGGCAGAAGGGUAAGGAAUAUUUUAUCAUAAUGAUGGAGCAUAUUAUUAAGGGGAAUGGAAACAAGAUUUAUAGAAUGGAAAAGGCAAAGAAGUUUGGCCGGAUGGAGCAUGGUAUGAAGGGGAAUUUACUAAAGGUAAAAAAGAAGGAAGAGGGAAAUACAUUUUUACUGAUGGAUCUUAUUAUGAAGGAGAAUUUGUAGACAAUUAAAUUUAAGGUGAAGGUUUAUAUGUGUGGGUUGAUGGUCGUAAAUAUAAAGGGAGUUGGUUAUAAGGGAAAAUGAAUGGAAAAGGAGAAUUUAUUUGGCCAGAUGGCAAAAGAUAUGUAGGUAGGACUAACAUUUAGUAUUAGGAAAAUAUAAAAAUGGAAGAAAAGAUAGUUAUGGUGAAAUGUAAUUUUAGGAUGGGUCAUAUUAUAAAGGAUAUUGGAAAGAAGGAAAUAUGCAUGGGGCUGGUACAUUAAAAUAGUAGGAUCAAGAGAAAAUAGGUGAAUGGUUUGAUGGUAAAUUUUAAAGAGAUUGA
Molecule: messenger RNA, 1079 nt
Organism: Paramecium pentaurelia
Lineage: Eukaryota; Ciliophora; Oligohymenophorea; Peniculida; Parameciidae
Source: the annotation of a GenBank genome assembly